GAGCAGAACGUGGUGAGGGGGAGUCCAGACACACCACAACAACAGGAGGGGACAGAUUUCCACCUUUGCCUUCAAUCCUGCGAUCUCCCUGCUUCUUCUUCCACCUCACCGACUGGUGACUGACUGAGCUGCGUCUGUACGGAUCAGAGAUCAUGUGUUUGUAUUGAUGAGUUGUUCUGCACAAGUUUGACCCAAAAGCUGGCUCAGAGAUGGCUGGUAGCACUGCAGCCACCACCGCCCUCCUGCCUCCGGUGAAGAACGUGGUGGUGUACAGGAAUGGUGACCCCUUCUACAGCGGACGGAGGUUUGUGGUCAACCAGCGGCAAGUGGGCACCAUGGAGGCUUUUCUGAACGAGGUGACCCACAACAUCGGUGCCCAGCUCGCCAUCAGGACCCUGUACACCCCGAGGCAGGGCCACAGGGUCGCAGACCUCCAGGACCUUAGGACGGGAUCCCAGUACGUCGCUGCUGGCUUUGAGAGGUUCAAGAAACUGGACUACCUGAGCGUGGGAGCAAAAAAGCAGCCUGCCACCCGUGAAGAACCCCAGGCUAAAGCAGCACAGAGGCCAAAUGUCUCAGCUAAAUGGCGGAAGUUUAUACCUUUGCCCUGCAUCAUACAUGUUUUCCGUAAUGGCGAUAUCCUAUGUCCGCCAUUUCGGUUCAUCAUUCCUCGGAGCACGCAGCAGGAUCUGGAGCAGGUCCUGAGUCUGGUCACAGAGAAGGUCUGUCUGCGAACAGGAGCCGUGCGCAGGUUGUGUUCUAUGGAGGGAGUGACUGUGACCUCGGCCGGGGAGCUGGAGACCGGCCACUGCUACGUUGCCGUGGGAACCGAGAGGUUUAAGAAACUUCCAUAUGUGGAGCUGCUGGUUUCAAACGCUGCAGACAGAUAUUACCCAGGAAAGAGAAGGCUGAUGAGAAGAGCUGAGAACAGGAAAACAGGAAGUGGUCCAGCAGACCAGUACAGCGACUCCGCUCUCCUCGACUCCCCAGAGUCAGAUGGUCGGAGGGUGAAGUCAACAGGAGACGAAGCUGGACCUCCACAAGCCUCCCAGCAGAGGAGCAGGAGACAGGGAGCAGAUGAGAUGUCUGUUUUCUUUGCCAGGCCGGUGAAGAUCCGCAAGAACAGAGUCCAGCCCAGCAUCUUUAAAAGAGCGGCACGGAAGAGGAGAGAGGAGAUGCGAGGAGCUGAGGAGGUGGAGGAGGAUGAGAACACAGCUACAGAGAUUCCUGUUGACCAGAGAGUGGCAGAAACAGUGGAGGAUGAAGAAGGGAACCACAGAAACGAUCCUCUGCACAGCACAGAACAGAAGGCAGAAUCAUCUCAACAAAAUGGUGUGGAAGCAACAGAGACCUUGACGGAGAAGUCUGCUGAAAUACAGGAACCUGAGCUGAAGCACACAACUCCAAGACCAUCAUCCUCCACUUCUCAGGAUUUUCAGAGAAAGAAAACGGAGGAAAAGGUUAACCCACAGGAUAUCCCAUCGAACACAGCAGAACAGAACCACCAUGAGGACAACUAGUGAAUGAGGAGCACGGAGGAUCCAAGGUCCCGUCGGCAUAAAGCAUAACAAGCCCUGACCCACAGCAGAUGGCCAGGCCGUUACUGCUUCAGCAGACCCUAUGCAGCUGAAUGAAUGUUAUAGUUAGUAGAACUUAAACUGUGGUGAUGAGACGAGUAACAUCAAUUUAUGUUGUUUUGUUUUAGAAAGAGACAAGAAUGUGACUUUGCUCAGACGUCAUUAGAACAAACACAACAGGAAGUGGAGACAAUAUCAGAAACUGUUGUACGAUACAUUUGCAAAGACAAAUGAUCAAAGACAAAUCAUAAACUAUAAUUAAUGAUGGAUAUCACGUCUCCAUUUCCUCCCACUAUCCACAAAUGAAGCCAAAAUAUCCCGGAUAUCAACGCUGCCAUCUUGUGCAUUCAGGCAUAAAGAUGGCAAAGGUCCAACUCAACCAGCUGUCAGUCAUUUUAUCUUGAAAGCAUCACAUAAAUAUUAAAAACAACGAGCACUCGAACAAACCUAUAAUAAUAGAAACUGUCUUUGAGAAAAAGAGUAUUUAGAUAUAUUUAUUUAGAACUACAGCCAUGCUAGCACCUCUUUCAAGCCUUACCCAGGUGCAGUGGUGUUAAAUGCCAAAUACUGCAUGUUAGCAUAAUCCUCGUGAUAGUACUAUCACUGGCCUAGUUUAGUGUGUUAGCAUGCUAACAUUUCCUGACUAGCAGUAAACAGCUGAGGAAGAUAUCACAUAAACCAGUGUUGAAACUGAAAUUUUAAACUUGUGAACUGUUUUGGAUAAAAGUUGACAAAGCACUUCAUCCAACACUUUAAAUUGUCAUCCCCAGAGCCCGACUUCUAGCAUGGCUAAUAAUAGACUUAGCACCAUAAGCUUCACGUGGGUUGUAUUUGUUACAAGGAUUUGCUUUUGAUUUCAUUAUAUUGUAAAGUGUAGAUAAUAUUGUGACCACACUGUUUUACAGGGGAUAUUCUGAUUUAGAUGUGAGUAGAUGGCAUUAAUUUACAAUGUGUACAUAAGAGACCAUAUUUGUGAC
This is a messenger RNA of Platichthys flesus (European flounder), 2554 nucleotides long. RefSeq names its product doublecortin domain containing 2B (gene dcdc2b). The record is from RefSeq and is a predicted model, not a curated record. Gene Ontology annotation, biological process: intracellular signal transduction. The coding region runs from base 210 to 1520 and encodes 436 amino acids. Lineage: Eukaryota; Metazoa; Chordata; Actinopteri; Pleuronectiformes; Pleuronectidae. Gene Ontology annotation, cellular component: microtubule organizing center; microtubule. The transcript has 14 exons.